This is a messenger RNA of Rubroshorea leprosula, 1120 nucleotides long. The record is from the annotation of a GenBank genome assembly. NCBI's taxonomy places the organism in Eukaryota, Viridiplantae, Streptophyta, Magnoliopsida, Malvales, Dipterocarpaceae.
GGAACGUUGUUACAUGUCACGCCCCAAAACCCGAAUUCGCGACGCGACAAACACCGUGCACUCGUGAGAAGGUCCCACAAAUGCACAAGACUCGGAACUUAUCAUACCACAAUCUGAUGCCACCAAAAUCUCAAGGUCAAAUCUCUUGUAACUAACAAUCCAUUCAAUGAAUUUAUAAAAUCUCCAAUAAAAAUCCAAUUUACAAGAUCAUGAUCUAUAUCUAAAAUCUAUAUCUAUCUCGAAAUGGCUAGCCUUCUAACUCGUCACUUCCCGUGGUUUCCCCGUCUUCGAUUUCACUUCCUGAAAUGGUGAACAAGGAAAAACUAUGAAAUAAACUCAGUAAGUAAAAUAUGGAGUGCCUUUAUUAAAUUAAAUUUAUAGCAUGCCAACAAAUGCAAUUACGAAAAACGGAUAUAGUACGGGAACGAAAUAGACGUCUCCUCUAUAGGUCAUGGCCAGUGUUUAAACCUCCCACUAGCAGGCUACACUAUUGCUGGUGUUUAACCCCCACUAGCAGGGUCAUUCGGAUGAACCGGUUCUAUCAAUAACAUGUCGACAUGUGCUAGCGUUUAACCCCCACUAGCAGGAUCAUCGAUAACAUAACCACAUCGGAGACAAAACAGGCAGAAGUUAACAGAAAAUCAUUCUUUACAAAUAACUUUCAGAUCAUCAGGGCAGUUCAGUAAGUUCCAAAUAGGCAUGCUAAACUUCAGAAAAACAAUAAAAUUCUCAUUUUCAUUCUAGAAAAUAAUACUUUUCAUAAAAAUCAUCACAAUUUUCAUUUCAGUUAAAUCACACUCAGAUGCCGAUAAAAUCAAUUUAAACAUUGCCACCAUCUCAAAAACAAUUUAAAACAUGCUUUACAAUCGAAGGGCUCUACCAUAAUUUACUUACCUCGCUUGGCAUAAACAGGAAACUCGACCCCAGAGUUCUAAGCCACAACUGCACCUAGUGUUCCAAAUAAACAUGUUCAGACCUCGCUAGAAUAUUAACACAACAUCGCAAUUUAUGUCAAUCUCUCAUGACCGAACACCUCUAAUUUUAUUCUCAUAUAGAACUAAGCAUUUCAUCCACUUUAUUAUUGCCGGCAAAACCUCAAAAAUACAAUAUUCAUUUAUUU